AUGGGGAACUUCUCCACAUGUCUUCUUCACUCUUCAGACUUGAAAGGUCUGAGAAAGAGAGCGGGUCUCACAGACAGUGCCAACUCUAUCACUUUACUUCCAGGUUUCAACUCAGUUGUGCAGUUGUUCAUGUGCGACUAUGAACGUAAAAAGCAGGAAAGUGAAAAGCAGAAUAGUUGUGGUCUGCUGAUUACAGAGAAAUUAAAAGAUGUUCCCAACUUCGUGGGGGCAAUUGCUGUCUACGAAAGAGCCGGGUCAGUAAUUCCGUACGUUUUGGCAUUUUUUAAUAAUGAACCACCUACUAACCAAGAACUUGCAAAUGCGUUGGUGAAAGCAUUCAGAGCAGCUAAUGAUACAUUUCUCGGCAUGCCGAUAGAUCCUACAAGUAUUCGGUCUGGGGAUGCCGUAGGAGUUAUACCUACAACCACAUCACCUCCGGUGUCUAGUUCAGAAGCUUCAACUACUAUGGUGAUAAACACAGGUUCCACAGUCACCUCCAGCACAGAGUCUAAUUCAGAAGCUUCAACUACUAUGGCGUUAAACACGGGUUCCUCAGUCACCUCCAGCACAGAGUCUAAUUCAGAAGCUUCAACUACUAUGGCGAUAAACACGGGUUCCACAGUCACCUCCAGCACAGAGUCUAAUUCAGAAGCUUCAACUACUAUGGCGAUAAACACGGGUUCCACAGUCACCUCCAGCACAGUGUCUAAUUCAGAAGCUUCAGCUACUAUGGCGUUAAACACGGGUUCCACAGUCACCUCCAGCACAGUGUCUAAUUCAGAAGCUUCAACUACUAUGGCGUUAAACACGGGUUCCUCAGCCACCUCCAGCACAGAGUCUAAUUCAGAAGCUUCAACUACUAAGGCAAUAAACACGGGUUCCUCAGCCACCUCCAGCAAUGGAGUAACAAGCUCAUCUGGAGCAAGUGGUAAUCCCAUACCUGGAACAAGCACAGGAUCAUCUUCCAGUGGUGCACUUAUAACGGGAACAAUGGAAACAACUGGUGUAUCCGGUACAACUUCUGAAGGCAACACCGGAACUGGUUCUGCAACGACUUCCAAAUCUGGAUUGACAGCAUCCACUUCAGGAACAAGUGGUACAGGUUCUUCUACGACUGAAUCAGGUGUCACAGCAGCUUCAUCAAAUUCCAAUACUGAAACACCAACUACUGCUGCAAUAAACACAGGUUCCACAGCCAGCUCUAAAUCUGGAUCAACCAGCGUAUCUGAAGCUCCUUCAGCUGGGGGAAACACAGGAUCUUCUGCAACUGGGGCUUCGGCAACUGAUUCAGGAGUAACAGGGACACAGGCAACCGAACUGAAAAGUACUUCUUCAACUAACUCAGGAAACGUGGUGACAACAGCUACAAGCGAUACAACUACAAUUGGUAUUGUGGCCAAAACUUCGCUACCACUCUCAAAUUCUGGUAAUCUGAGUACUCCAGCAAAUUCUGCAACUGGGGCUUCUACAAGUGGACCAAGUGUAACAGGCACAGGGACAACCAAGCCCAACUCUGAAAUAACAGCAGUUUCUACAGGGACAGGAUCAGAGACACCAACUACUGGUGCAAAAAACACAGGUUCCACAGCCAGCUCUAAAUCUGGACCAACCAGUCUAUCUGAAGCUUCUUCAGCUGGAGGAAACACAGGAUCUUCUGCACCUGGGGCUUCUACAAGUGGACCAAGUGUAACAGGCACAGGGACAACCAAGCCCAACUCUGAAAUAACAGCAGUUUCUACAGGGACAGGAUCAGAGACACCAACUACUGGUGCAAUAAACACAGGUUCCACAGCCAGCUCUAAAUCUGGACCAACCAGUCUAUCUGAAGCUUCUUCAGCUGGAGGAAACACAGGAUCUUCUGCACCUGGGGCUUCUACAAGUGGACCAAGUGUAACAGGCACAGGGACAACCAAACCUAACUCGGAAAUAACAGCAGAUUCUACAGGGACAGGAUCAACAAUAACUAAGCCAAUGUCUGAUACUGAAACACCAGUUACUGGUGCAAUAAACACAGGUUCCACAGUCAGCUCUAAAUCUGGACCAACCAGCGUAUCUGAAGCUCCUUCUGCUGGAGGAAACACAGGAUCAUCUGCCACUGGGGCUUCUGCAACUGGACCAAGUGUAACAGGGACAGGGACAACUAAACCUAACUCCGAAAUAACAGCAGAUUCUACAGGGACAGGAUCAUCAAUAAGUAAGCCAAUGUCAGCUACUGAUUUAAGACACAAGCAACUACCUGUUAUUAACCCAAUUUGUAUUUCAGAAACACCAACUACUGCUGCAAUAAACACAGGUUCCACAGCCAGCUCUAAAUCUGGACCAACCAGUGUAUCUGAUGGUCCUUCAGCUGGAGAAAACACAGGCUCUUCCAAAACUGCAGCUUCUGUAACAGGACCAAGUAUAACAGGGACGGGGACAACCAAACCUAACUCUGAAAUAACAGCAGUUUCUACAGGGACAGGAUCAGAGACACCAACUACUGGUGGAAUAAACACAGGUUCCACAGCCAGCUCUAAAUCUGGACCAACCAACCUAUCUGAAGCUCCUUCAGCUGGAGGAAAUACAGGAUCUUCUGCAACUGGGGCUUCUAUAACAGGACCAAGUGUCACAGGGACGGGGACAACUAAGCCUAACUCAGAAAUAACAGCAGUUUCUACAGGGACCGGAUCAGAAACACUGAAUACUGCUGCAAUAAACACAGGUUCCACAGCCAGCUCUAAAUCUGGACCAACCGGCCUAUCUGAAGCUCCUUCGGCUGGGAUGAACACAGGAUCUUCUGCAACUGGGUCUUCUACAAGUGGACCAAGUGUAACAGGGACAGGAACUGGGACAACAAAACCUAACUCUGAAAUAACAGCAGUUUCUACAGGGACAGGAUCAGAAACACUGAAUACUGCUGCAUUAAACACAGGUUCCACAGCCGGCUCUAAAUCUGGACCAACCAGCCAAUCUGAAGCUCAUUCAGCUGGAGGAAAUACAGGAUCUUCUGCAACUGGGGCUUCUAUAACAGGACCAAGUGUCACAGGGACAGGGACAACCACACCUGACUCUGAAAUAACAGCAGUUUCUACAGGGACCGGAUCAGAAACACUGAAUACUGCUGCAAUAAACACAGGUUCCACAGCCAGCUCUAAAUCUGGAUCAACCAACCUAUCUGAAGCUCCUUCGGCUGGGGGAAAUACAGGAUCUCCCCCAACUGGGGCUUCUACAAGUGGACCAAGUGUCACAGGGACAGGGACAACCAAACCUAACUCUGAUAUAACAGCAGUUUCUACAGGGACAGGAUCAGAAACAGCAAACACUGCUCCUUCAGCUGGGAUGAACACAGGAUCUUCUGCAACUCUGACUUCUACAAGUGGACCAAGUGUCACAGGCACAGGGACAACCAAACCUAACUCUGAAAUAACAGCAGUUUCUACAGGAACAGGAUCAGAAACACCAAAUAAUGGUGCAAUAAACACAGGUUCCACAGCCAGCUCUAAAUCUGGACCAACCAACCUAUCUGAAGCUCCUUCGGCUGGGGGAAAUACAGGAUCUCCCCCAACUGGGGCUUCUACAAGUGGACCAAGGGUAACAGGGACAGGGACAACCAAACCUAACUCUGAAAUAACAGCAGUUUCUACAGGGACAGGAUCAGAAACAGCAAACACUGCUGCAAUAAACACAGGUUCCACAGCCAGCUCUAAAUCUGGACCGACCAGUCUAUCUGAAGCUACUUCAGCUGGAGGAAACACAGGCUCUUCUGCAACUGGAGCUUCUACAAGGGGACCAAGUGUAACAGGCACAGGGACAACAGAACCAAACUCUGAAAUAACAGCAGUUUCUACAGGGACAGGAUCAGAAACACCAAAUACUGGUGCAAUCAACACAGGUUCCACAGCCAGCUCUAAAUCUGGAGUAACCAGUCUAUCUGAAGCUACUUCAGCUGGAGGAAACACAGGAUCUUCUGCAACUGGGACUUCUACAAGUGGAUCAAGUGUAACAAGAACAGGAACACCAAAUACUGCUGCAAUAAACACUGGUUCCACAGCCAGCUCUAAAUCUGGGCAAACCAACGUAUCUGAAGCUUCAACAGUUGGAGGAAACACAGGAUCUUCUGCAACUGGGACUUCUACAACUGGACCAAGUGUAACAGGGACAGGGACUGGGACAACAAAACCUAACUCGGAAAUAACAGGCGAUUCUACAGGGACAGGAUCAACAAUAACUAAGCCAAUGUCUGAUACUGGUUCCACAGCCAGCUCAGUAUCUGAACCAACCAGUGUGUCUGAUGGUUCUGCAGCUGGGGGAAACACAGGAUCUUCUGCAACUGGAGUUUCUACAGCUGAUUCAAGUGUAACAGGGACAACCAAACUGAUAAGUACUUCUCCAACAAACUCAGGAAAAGCUGCGACAGCAAGUUCAGAAACUACAACUGGUAUUGUGGCCGAAACUGCACUACCAAACUCACAUUCUGGUGAAACUGCAGACGAUAGCACGAUGCCCGUCUAUGUCAGGGUGAUAAUCGGGUUAAUCGUUGCAGGAAUCGUCCUGUUUGCCAUGGUCAUCUGUGUAGGCGCAUAUACUGGAUUUUCUUUUAAUUCAUAGAUUGGAAUAUCCAGAUGACCUCCAGGUGAAAUCAGAUGCUCAGAAAUUACAGGUCAUUCAAAUCAAGAUUUCAGUUUGUAUACCCGGUCCUAAUUUAAGCGCAGUGUGGCUCUCAGGUGCCCAAUACUAGAUCAUUGGUACUGUGUGCAGCCUGUGAUCAUAGAACAAGAUCUAGAUGCGUUAUUCAGCCAAAGGAGGCAGAAAUACAGAUGAAUAAAUCUCUGUGCCAGAUAGUCCCGUUGGUGCACAAAAUGCAAGAGAAGGAGAGACGGCAGAAGCAAAGUACCGCCAGGACAAUGUGGCAGUGACAGGGAAUUAGUCACUGGUAUCCGGCCAGAAUGAACAGUCAUUUUUUCUGUGCAGUUUUUUUGUAUUUGUUUUUCUUUACAAUGAUCAGUCAGUGUUAGAAUAAUCCAUGAAUCUGUCUCCGCUCAUAAAUUCAACCAUUAUUGGAUGUUAUGGAUGUUACGGAAUCAGAAUCGCUAUCUUGUUAAUUUAUACAAGCUAAAUAUGUAUUUUUCAUUGUGUAUUAUAUAUAAACUACUUUAUUGCUAUUAGUUUAAGCUGUAGAAACAAUAAUUAUAUCUGUUGAU
This is a messenger RNA of Pseudophryne corroboree (corroboree frog), 5180 nucleotides long. Its product is annotated as mucin-19-like. The record is from RefSeq and is a predicted model, not a curated record. The coding region runs from base 1 to 4587 and encodes 1528 amino acids. NCBI's taxonomy places the organism in Eukaryota, Metazoa, Chordata, Amphibia, Anura, Myobatrachidae. The transcript is spliced from 13 exons.